CAAAAAUAGUUAAAAAGUGAUAUUUUAUUUUAUCACAUAUAUUAUAUAUAAUAGCAUAAAAUAUAAUAUAAAUAUGUUCCUUCUACAGAAAAUCUCGUACCUAUUUGAUAUACUUUAAACAUAUUCGAAAACUAAUUAUUAAACUUUGCACAAUGAAUUUGCAAGAUUUUAUUGUGAAAAAGAAGGCGUUAUUAAAAUCAUGCAAAACAGUGAUAACGGAUACACUUGGCAAUAAGUGCGAAAUCGAAUGUGGUCAAAUAAGAAACCUGGGAAAAACCUUGCCAUUCGUAGUAGACGAAAAUCCUGAUUUGCAGGUUGCUAAUGUAGCACCGGGAUUGUAUCUCAGUUCUCAGGAUCCAGUGGUUUGCAAUGACAUAUUAAAGAAAUACGAAAUAAAGCAUAUUUUAAGCAUAGGUGUUAACGUGUCUGAAAAAUUUGACAAUAUUCAAUAUCACACCUGCGACUUGUUGGACCUACCAGAAUCGAAUUUACUCGCGUCAUUAAAGAAUUGCAUUAUGAUUAUACACGCGAAUCGUAAAGAAAAUAUUCUUGUGCAUUGCAAUGCUGGCGUUUCUCGGUCUCCUGCAAUCGUGAUCGCUUAUUUGAUGAUUGUUACAAAAUUGUCGUACGACGAGGCUUAUGAUAAAGUAAAGGCGGCAAGAAGUUGUAUUAGACCUAAUGAUGGAUUCGUGAAACAGUUGCGCAGUAUUGAGAAUACAACUUUUAUUGAUACAGCAGAGUUCCACAUAACUUAAGUCACAUCAAUUUGACUCACUGAAAGCAAUGUCGUUUAUUCAAAAAAAAAAAAACCAAGUUGGAUCAAGAGAUUGCAGUAUGUUGAACUCUGUUGUAAAAACCUCGUAACAUUUUAGUACAUUAUACUCAAGUUUAAAAAAAAAAAUACGCUCUCUUUCUUAAAUAUGAUAAUAGUGUGUACAUACAUACACUCUCUUAUAGAAACCGUAAUAUCACUAAAAAUGUAUUUUUAACUUAUCUUUUGUAUGUGUGUCUCUAAUGUAUAUAAAUAAUUAUUGUUAAAAAAAGAGCAACCUUCUAUUAUGUUUAAUGUCGGUCUGAAGCUAGUUCUCAUUUUCCCAAGCUUGGCGAGCACUAUAAUAUAAAUUCAGUAAAAACUGAAUGUCCAGCGAGAAAGGUCUGAAAGUUUUGUUUAACAUUGAGAAGGAUAGGAAAAAAUAAUACAUACAUGAGAAAUUAAUAAAUAGAUCUAUGAAUGUAAUAUAUUGUUGUUACAAUAGAAUCCAUGUGUUAUAACAUUAUUUACUUAUGUAUACAGAGAAUAUUUUGUUUCAUAUACAUGCAUAUAUGUAUAUAUAUAUAUGUAUAUGUAUAUAUAUAUACAUAUAUAUGCACAUAUAUAUUUUAUAUAUAUAUAUAAUAACUCAUUAAAAAAGUAUAUUCAUGCAUAGCAUCUAUAUCAAAUUCUUAGCCAAAACCAAGUAUAUUAAAAUUUACUACUCCUGGCUUUCUUAUAUUUACCAUGUAUUGGAGAUGACAUAUAGGUCGCUAAGUAGGUUUAUAAAAAUUACUGUAAAUCUAAAAAAUAUAUAAGUGAAUAUUUGUAUACAUGAUAAUUCUAUUAUUUUUCAUUCAUAAGAUAGAGUGUAUCUCAUUAUACUCGUAGUAUUUCUUAUUCAUUUCUUUUUCCUUCCUCCCUCCCUCUCUCUUUCUCUAUCACACACACACACACACAUCUACUCAUUCUCUCUCACACACACAUAACAUACAUGUAUAGAAUCAGUAUUCAUAUAUAAAUGUUUACAUGUAUACACGCGCAUCACAUACACACAUGUAUACAUAUAUACAGAUUUUUUGUAAGUGAACAAUAAGGCCAAAGAGAACCAAACACAGAUCUUAAUAAUGCGCAAAAAAAUUAAUAUUAAUACAAUUUACUUAAGGAGAAAAAAGUGCAAAUGGUCAAAUAGAUAGUUCAAAAUAUAACGCGCGUAAAAAAUAAAGAGAUCUCCGGUAUUUUACUCUGUAGAGCAAUCACAAAUUAUGUUGUUCACAAUUUAUUUAUCUCUUGUUUUAUACGUGCAUCAUCUCGACUGGAUCAAAUACAUAAAAGUAUUCUUCGUUAAAGAUUUGGAGUUUAUUCCAAUUAAAAAUUGUGAAAAGAAAUUUAUUCGUAAUAACUAAAUAUAUUUCACGUUUUUAUACGAAUAAAUAAACUUUGAAUGUUCAGAAUAUAAUUUUCUUUUUUUGCACACCUAAGAUUUAUGUUCGAUUUUCUCUUAUUUUUCAUUCACAAUGUUUUAGAAUUAUCAGAUAAAUCUCGAUAGAUAUAGAUUCUUCGACCAGUUUAAAAUAUAAUUUGU
Messenger RNA from Pseudomyrmex gracilis, 2336 nucleotides. Its product is annotated as dual specificity protein phosphatase 19. The record is from RefSeq and is a predicted model, not a curated record. Gene Ontology annotation, biological process: protein dephosphorylation; regulation of MAP kinase activity. Bases 153 to 755 code for a protein of 200 amino acids. Gene Ontology annotation, cellular component: cytoplasm. The transcript has a single exon. Gene Ontology annotation, molecular function: JUN kinase phosphatase activity. Lineage: Eukaryota; Metazoa; Arthropoda; Insecta; Hymenoptera; Formicidae.